UAUAAACUCCUCGCAAAGAACAUGAAAUUGCCUUCAAGCUUCCCCUCUGCGUUCAUCUUUCCGCCCCUUCAAGCCCGGUGCUAACUGCGCGUCCUCUCUUUCAGAUUCGGUUUCUUUUUAUCUUAUCUCGUUCCCGUUUUACUUAGCUCAUUCUUCGAUUUGUCUUUCUUCGUCAAAAUGCACUUCACCUUCGUCUUGGCUGCUUUUGUCGGCAACGCCGCUGCACAUGGCGUUGUCUCAAGCUUCAAGACUGAUGGUGCUGAACACCAAGGUUACCUGAUGAACUACUACUAUGAUACCAAGAACGGCAAAGCUCUCCCUCCUUUGGCUGCAUGGUCUGCUGAGAACCUCGACAAUGGCUUCGUGUCCCCAGACAACUAUACUCAUCCGGACAUUAUUUGCCAGAAGAAUGGAAAGCCGGCCAAUUUGACUGUUCAGGUUGCCGCUGGCGGGACCAUCGACUUUCAAUGGACUAAAUGGGCUCAUUUCGGCCCAAUGAUGACCUAUGUGGCUCCCUGCAACGGCGAUUGCUCCGCUGUCGACAAGGCCACCCUCAAGUGGGUAAAGAUUGACGAAGCGGGGAUCGAUUUUGACACUCAAGAGUGGGCGGCUAGAAAGAUGGUCAACAACAACCGAACAUGGACGACAAAGAUACCCUCUACGCUAGCUGCCGGCAACUAUGUCUUCCGUCACGAAACAAUCGCUGUUCACGGGUCAAACAGGAUUGGCGGCGCACAGAACUACCCUCAGUGCUUCAAUAUCGAGAUUACAGGGUCGGGAACUGCCAAGCCCGAGGGCGUCUUGGGCACCAAGCUCUACACUCCCACUGAUCCGGGCAUCUACUUCAACCCUUACACAACUUUGAAGAACUAUACCAUUCCUGGUCCUCCUCUGUUCAAGGACGGUAAUGGAGGUCUUGACAAUGGCUCUGUCACAUCCUCAAUUGCCAAAGACCAGACGACCGCCCCGAUUAUUGCGACUACAUUGGUCACCUCUAGGCUUCCCAAGCCAACCACUUUCGAAGUUAUCACCAGCGCCUUUCCAACUGCCACUAGUGUACCCAGUGAAUCCUCUCCUAAGCCAUCCGCGAGCGGAUGUAGAGCUGUGCGAAAAGGAGCUGGCGUCAUGGGCUCUGAGUUCUCUGAAGCUGCUGAGAGGUUUGGCAUUACUGCUGUUGGUGGUGAAGGUAUGAGCGUCGGUUAUGCUGGUGGAUUCUUAGCUGGUGGUGGACACUCUCCCAUGUCGCCGCUCUACGGUAUGGGCGCGGAUCAGGUAGUUCUGAGUAUUGAAGUCGUUACUGCCGAUGGUCGCUUUGUUACUGCCAACGAGCACCAAAACACUGAUCUGUUUUGGGCUCUUUGCGGUGGUGGAGGAAGCACCUUUGGCGUCGUGACUUCAUACACUGUCAAAGUCUUUCCCAAGAUCGAGGUUGCCAUCAUGAGUUUCUCCUUCACCACCAGUAAUACGGUCUCAUACGACACUUUCUGGAGAGCAGUGAGAGCAUAUUGGAAACUCAUUCCAACUUUCAAUGCUGCGGGAAAUUACGAGUACUGGGCUGUGACCCACGGAGAGGGUGAUUUGCUAGCUUUCUCGUUCUUCCCAUGGUUCGCACCAAACCAUACUCUCGCCGAGCUAAAGACUCUCGUUGCGCCUCUCUUCCAAACGUGGAAGGAUCUUGGAAUCGAGUUCAAUGUUACAGAGUCGGAGCAUAGUAGCUACUACGGUGCUUGGGCAGCUGGGUUCCCCCGUGAGGUUGUGGGCGGUGCGAAGACCAAGACAGCCGGUCGCCUCUUCCCUACUGAAAACUUCAAAGAUGCUGCAAAGUUCAACAAGACUUUCGAUGCCCUCAAGAGUCUCUCGGACAAGGGCGGGCAGAUCAUUGGCUUCGGCAUCACCGGAGGUCCAGGACCUUACCCCGACAAUGCCGUGAACCCUGCAUGGCGAGGUGCAGCCAUGUGGGCGAUCUCCGUCAUCGACUAUCCCGAGGGUAGUUCCUGGGAUUUGGUUGCUGAGAAGAUGACUCCUGGUGGUGGCGCGUAUGCUUCUGAAGCGGACGUGACGGAACCCAACUUCCAACAAUCGUUCUACGGCACUGACAAGUAUAAGAGGCUUUUGUCCAUCAAGGAAAAGGUUGAUCCCUAUGGGCUCUUUUAUGCACUGCAGGGUGUUGGAAGCGAGCGAUGGUACGUCACUGAUCAAGUUGACGGUAUCCCGACACAGAAUGGAAGACUGUGCAGAAUUUAA
This is a messenger RNA of Fusarium odoratissimum NRRL 54006, 2244 nucleotides long. RefSeq lists its product as uncharacterized. The transcript is spliced from 5 exons. Lineage: Eukaryota; Fungi; Ascomycota; Sordariomycetes; Hypocreales; Nectriaceae. Gene Ontology annotation, molecular function: oxidoreductase activity; FAD binding. Bases 178 to 2244 code for a protein of 688 amino acids. The record is from RefSeq and is a predicted model, not a curated record.